This is a messenger RNA of Cyprinodon tularosa, 5108 nucleotides long. Its product is annotated as SLIT and NTRK-like protein 1. Lineage: Eukaryota; Metazoa; Chordata; Actinopteri; Cyprinodontiformes; Cyprinodontidae. Gene Ontology annotation, biological process: positive regulation of synapse assembly; axonogenesis; regulation of presynapse assembly. Bases 991 to 3102 code for a protein of 703 amino acids. The record is from RefSeq and is a predicted model, not a curated record. Gene Ontology annotation, molecular function: protein binding. Gene Ontology annotation, cellular component: glutamatergic synapse; GABA-ergic synapse; postsynaptic density membrane. The transcript has a single exon.
CUCUCUCUCUCAGCUGGUGUAAGGCAUGCCUAUAGCGGACGGUUUGCUUUACCGCAUUCAACAGACUGUUUUUCCAGAGUUAGAGCCAUGGAAGUAAAUUAGAAAUUAAAAAAGAAAGAGGAAAAAGAGGCAUCGGUGCUUUUUUUUGGCAAUAAAACACACUACCCAGCAGCGCUUUGGACGAUGAGGACUAAAUACAAUUAAGCAGGGGACUUUAAAUAAGAAGAUUUAAACGUCAACAGUAAAGAGUGUCCCUUUUUUGUAUUUAACCGGAUUGCCCCCACCCCAACCUCCUUUGCUUCAGUCGGGAUUUUUUCAACCACAGCUCAGCGGAGGGUGUCAGAUCUUCCUCAGACCAGCGCGCAGUGGGGAUGCGCGCUGCGUCCGCGCUCCUCUUACUGUGACGACAAAAAAGGAUAACAAACACAAGAAAGAGAAGGAAAACAGAGCGAGACGUCGCGAAGUAAAGGGGAUGUGAAAGAAGGGGAUGCGGGUGUUCAGGAUCAGCUGCGCAGGCUGUGAAUUCAGCACUAGAGGGGAGGAGAGAGCGGGGAAGAGAAGGGGGGGGGGGGGAGGACAGAUCCCGACGCCGCAGCGCGCCGCACGACUCCGGGAGAUUUCUUCGGUUUUCCAUCAACGCGCCAAGGUCAGUGUGAAAGAAGCUGAGAUACAUAAAUAAAUAAGCAAAUAGAGUAAAGAUGCGCUGGAACCUGGUGCAUUGCCCCGCUGAUGCUUUCCAUCAGACCAAUUGCUGGAAGUGAAGGGAGACGUUUGUUUUUAUUUUUUUAUCCUAAAGUGAAACUGGACGUCUGGACGCAGUCUGGAUGCGCUCCUUUUCCUCCUAAAUGUCUACAGCUCCAUCCCCCCCUCCUCCACCACCACCUCUCGCUGAUGCAGACUAGAUCAGCAGCUCCUACAUGUCUUGAGAGGCGGGAAUGAAUCGUCCGCGCUGAUAAGGGGAAAAAAAAAAAAACACAAAAGGGGGGGAAAAUGCUGCUGUGGAUCAUCCUGCUAAAUGCGGCUCUCUGCGUUGCAAGCGGAAAUGUCACCAGGGAGGUUUGCAAGGAGAAGAUCUGCUCCUGCAGUGAGGUGGAGGGCGACCUGCAUGUUGACUGCGAGAAGCGCGGCUUAAACACGCUGCGGCACCUGACCGGCCCCAGCUCCCACUUCUACCACCUGCUGCUGCACGGUAACUCGUUGUCCAGGCUCUUCCCCAACGAGUUCGCCAACUUCUACAAUGCCGUGAGCCUGCACCUGGAGAGUAACGGCCUGCAUGACAUUGUGCCAGGCGCGUUUCUGGGGCUGCAGCUGGUCAAGAGGCUGCACAUCAGCAACAACAAAAUCCGAUCAUUCAAGAAAAGCACCUUUUUGGGCUUGGAUGACUUGGAAUACCUUCAGGCGGAUUUUAAUUUGCUAAGGGACAUUGAUCCAGCUGUUUUCAGGGACCUGAAUAAACUGGAAGUUUUGAUACUGAAUGAUAACCUCAUCAGCGCACUACCUAUAAACGUGUUCCAGCACGUGCCCAUAACGCAUCUUGAUCUGCGGGGUAAUCGGAUCAAAACAUUGCCUUAUGAGGGGAUUCUUGAGCAAAUUCCUGGUAUUGCAGAGGUGCUGCUUGAGGACAACCCAUGGGACUGUAACUGUGAGCUAGUGUCCCUAAAGGAGUGGCUGGAGAACAUACCACGCAAUGCCCUCAUUGGGAGGGUGGUCUGUGAGGCCCCCACCAGGCUGCAGGGCAGUGACCUGAAUGAGACCUCAGAAGCAGAUUUGUGCCCAUCACAAAGUGAGGGUGGAGAUAGUAGCCUCCCUGCCCCUCCCACACAGGAGGAAACCUCCCACCCCACACCUUACAAGCCCCCCAGAAAUCCUGGUGGAGGGCCCCCUACACCCGGAGUCAAUGGUUCCAAGAGUAACUCCAAGUCCCCAGAGAGUUGGCAGCUGAAAACAAAGCCCACACCGGUAAUGGCAGCAGCAGAUGGGAAUGGAGACGGCGGAGAAGAGCAGCUGCGCAAUAUCACGUGCCCACAGCCAUGCAGCUGCAAGCUGGUGGGCGUUAGAAAGGGACUGGCAGUCAAUUGCGAGGGCAAAAAGAUUGAGAGUCUGGCUUCCCUCAAGCCAAAGCCUCUGGCUGCCCACGAGCUUAACAUGAGAGACAACAACAUUCAUGCAGUUAAGAAGAACCAGCUUCUCGGCUAUUCCAGCCUCAAUCUGCUGGAUCUCGGUGGGAACAACAUCAAGGUUGUUGACAAUGGCACAUUCCAGAACCAGAGUGAGCUCCGGUGGCUGUACAUGGAUAAGAACUACCUGGAUACACUAAUGGCAGAGAUGUUUGUGGGCCUUGUAAAUCUGGAAUACCUUAGUUUGGAAUACAACGAUAUCCAGCUGAUAGUGGCAGGUGCAUUCAGCCCGAUGCCGAACCUGAGAGUUCUGUUCCUAAACAACAACCUUCUUAAGGCUCUCCCUGUGGAUGCUUUUGUUGGGAUUUCUUUGUCAAAAAUCAGUCUACAUAAUAAUUACUUUACCUAUCUCCCUGUGACCGGUGUCUUGGAGCAGCUCAACUCCAUCAUCCAGAUAGACCUUCAUGGGAACCCAUGGGAUUGCUCAUGCAACAUUGUGCCCUUCAAGCGUUGGACCGAGAAGCUUGGAGCCGACGUAAUUGUGAGUGACCUCAAGUGUGAAGCACCAGAGGAGUUCUGGAAACGGGACUUCCGUUACGUGCGUAAUGACCUCAUGUGCCCCAAGCUGUUUGAUCGGGCCGUGCCCACACCAGUGUCCAAGAAUGGGACUUAUGCCCAGGACUCAGGUGGAACACGCUCAAACUCAUAUUUAGAGCCCAACCGGGUCUCAAUAUCAGUGCUUGUGCCUGGGCUGCUGCUCGUGUUUGUCACAUCCGCCUUCACAGUUGUGGGGAUGCUUGUGUUCAUCCUGCGCAACCGGAAACGGUCGAAGCGGCGAGACGGCAACUCAUCCGCAUCAGAGAUCAACUCCUUACAGACGGUGUGCGACUCGUCCUACUGGCACAGUGGGCCAUAUCAUGCAGACGGAGGUGCUCAUCGGGGCUUCGACUGCAGCACACACCUCUCAGCUGUGGACGAUGCAUAAAAAACACAGACUGGAUUAUAAACAGUAGACAAAAACUACAAGAAUUCAUUAAAGAAUGGGAACAUAAAUUUGUUAAUGAACCUAUAGGUCAGCCUGGAAGCUGCAGAAGGCCCCACUCUGUAAUAUAUGUAUAUGCCAAGCCCCUCUGGCUUACACCCUCAGCUCUUUUCUCCUCCUCCUCUUCUCUGCCGCAAUCAGACUACAAAUCUGUAGAUGGGAGAAAAAUAGAUUGAGAGUGGAGAAAAGGGAGCCAGGGAGAGUGUAUGUGUAUGUAUGUGAAAAAGAGAAAGGAACGACCUGGGGAAUGGUGCACGAACGCAUGAAUGUACAUGUAAAUACUCAGACUGAUGUAUCAUAAAAAUGCAUGAUGAUAUUUCCGCAUGGUUUCAACAAGACACACAACAGGCGAGGAACCAUAACCACCAACCAGGAGGCAAACUCAGUCCCCUCCCCUCUCAUGUUAUAUACCACCACAACAGCUAUAUAUAUAGAUAUUAAGAAUUAUAUGACUAUUACAAAGUGCCAUUUCUCUAUUUUUUGUGAACCUGCAGUUAGGAUUUGUAUUUGUUGUUUUAAAACUUGUUCAGAGUUGAGAAAUGAGAAGAAUAAUGUUAACUGGUGAAGGAGUUGGGUGAUCAAAGUGAAGCUGUCAGUGCAUGUUCUUUUUAAGUGUUACCAUUUAUUUUAUUAAUCAGCUCAUCAUUGGUUAAUAUUUGGGGUUAUUUAUUCUGUAUACUAGGUGGCAAAGCGGGUCCAAAGCAUUUGCACAGUAGCUAGGUCCUCUAGGGCAGCGGGAAAAAAAAAAUAGACCACCAUUUUGUUAUUGUUGCUGUUCACCGUAUUCUUCAGGUUUACAUUUAAAACAUAAAAAUUAAGAAAACAAGUUUGAUAAAUUUUUUAGAUUAUGUUUCCAAAUAUAAAUGUAAAAUAUUUUUGAUUUCAUUUUGUUUAAUUGCUUUAAACAUAAGACAAAUAUAUGGUCACCAUAGGACUUAAAAUCAUUCUUUAAUUGUAUGUUAAAUGUAAUGCAACUUUGGGUCUGCUAUGCCAGGUGGUUGCAGAAUAAAAUCUCCCCAGGUCUGAGGGUAUGGAAGUCCAAAAGUGCCACAAUUACCUAAAUAGAUAAUUCAUUAAAUUCAUUUUUCAGUGUUUAACUGUGUACAAUCGCAUACAAAAAAAUGAAUCUUGAAAUUAUUAGGUCUAUUUAAAAAAUUAUACAUUUUACAGUUUAAACAUCAAAUUCAAUUUCUCUUUUUAACUUUUACCGAUUUAUUUGCAAAACUUAAAACUCCUGAUAUCCUUAUGUAUUUAUUAAAUAUUUUAAUUACAUUUCUUUGGUUAAUAAUUUAGGCCAUAUGAAUGUUUUAAUGAUUUAUGUAUUUAUUACUUUAUGGCACUUUUGACUUUUCACAGGGUGAUCAUCUUCUUUUAUGAAUGUAAAAAAAACAUGAAGAAGACUAAAAAAAAAAUGCUGUUCUUUUUUUAAACAGUGUGCCAAUUGUUGAAGAUAUUCAGACAUGCAGAUGAGCACGACCAGCUAACGUCACUCAGAUGCUUAUGCUGCAAAAGUUCAUGUAGCUCCAAUAACAGUUAUGUGGUUCUUUUUUGUGUGUGUGUGUGUCAACGAACAUAGCCUGCUUUUGGGUGAAAGGAACAAAAUAUAACAAAAUCUAAAAUUUUGGGGAGGGGGGUUUGUACCAUCAUAUUUUUUCAAUAACUGUGCAAAGAAGUGAUUCUAAUUAUUCAUUGGAUAUAUGUAAACAGCUAGAAAAACAUACAUUAGGAUAGGGUGCUUUUUUUUCUUAUGUGAUAAAAAAAAAAAAAAGUAUUCCUCCACACAUAAUAGCUUCUGGCUGUGAUUCACUUCCAUCAUAUUGUGAGCUUUUGUAAAGCCAUCUUAAUCCUGUCCAAAUACAAGAACUGUAACGGGCUGUAUUUACUGCAACACAGGCUAUAAUAGAGGGGAUGGGAGGAACAUAGAAACGUACAUAAAUAUCAUAAGUUGA